UAAACACUUGUCCUGUAUUGUGAAAUUCUGUUGGCGCCAAUGAGUUACGGCCUUGUUUAGUUGGAAUUGGAUAAAGUAGUGUUGUUGGUCUCUCUCUAUCCACACACUUUCACUUCGUACCUUUCCCCUUACACCUUUUCCCACUUCUUCUUCUUUCUCUUCAACUUCCCUUUCCUCCAUUCUUUAAAGAGUUUAUGGAAGCUGUAGAAGCAAAAUCAUCUUCUUCAUCUGGGUAUGGUAAGCCUCCAUGGGUAUUUAGAGGAAGUGCCUUGUAUCAACUCCAUCUUGUGAAGGCAGAGAAAGCUAGAAGAUACAUUCCGAAAGAAUUCAAAUUGGUUGAAGCGUUUGGAUACACUUUGGGCGGCUUCUUUCUAGCCAGCUAUGAGGACAGUCCCGCCGGUGUCUUUGACGAGCUAGUGGUGAUUGCAGGACUUGUCUGGAACCGCCCAACAUCUUGUGCAUGGGCCACGAGGGUGUACGUGAACAGUAAUGAUGCUUGUUAUCAUGGACGAAAGGAAGUGGGUCUUCCAAGUCAGAUUGCCAAGUUUUCCAAGACAAUUAGAGCAAUAUCAGGAGAACCUAGUGACAGAAGCAGUGGAUUCUUGAACAUGAUUGGAAUUGGUUCUAUCUCAUGCAAUAAUCAGAGGGAUCAAGGUCUAAAUGUUGAAGUAAUCAAAAUCAAAUGUCUUGAGGCAGCAGAUGCUUGUAACAUUAGUCUCACAAGUGCUGAUGGCACCAAUAGCUGGAUGGGGCCUCCAAUUAAAAUGUCGCUUCCAAGUUUCAGUGGUGGUACAGAGUAUAAUCCUAAUCUCCUUAAGUACUCUUGCCGGAUUGAAUGCAGGGUGCAAGCAGUGCAGCCAUUGAAGGUUUCGGGGGCAAUCCCUUCAACUUCAACAAAUGAUGAGAGAGAACAACAUAAUAGUGACGUAGCUGAAAAUCAUGAGAGUUUCAGCACUUAUGUGAUGUUAUCAAAACCCAUUUUAGCACUUAAGUUUAAUCAAAUGAAGAUGCAUGUAGAAGCUCCUGUUGUGCUUUCCCAAUUCUCAAGUUCCAUAGAAACUACUGCCAGUUCUCUUCCAUAAUGACUUUCUUUUCUUUUCUUUCUUUUCUUUAUUCCCUCAAGUUCAGGAUUUGUAUUAAGUGGAGAGAAGCCUAUUAGAAUCACCAAUCACCAAGUCCCCUAUCACUGUUGAGCACUGUUUUAACCAUAUACAAUCACCCGAUCUAGGUGUUAGAUUCAAAAAGAAUACUUCAAUUUGUAUUCCAAUUUUGUAUGCAACUCGAAAACAUGUAUUUAGGUAAAUAAAGUUGAAUUUGUCCAGGAGUGUAACUCUUUGGUUAUAAAGAAUCGAGAUAAUAAAAAAUCAGGGUGAUUAGUUAUGACAAUUAUAGAGAACUAGUCUUGGUUU
Molecule: messenger RNA, 1409 nt
Organism: Arachis stenosperma
Lineage: Eukaryota; Viridiplantae; Streptophyta; Magnoliopsida; Fabales; Fabaceae
Product: protein NEOXANTHIN-DEFICIENT 1
Exons: 11
Coding region: 195-1082 (295 amino acids)
Source: RefSeq, a predicted model, not a curated record